Dermacentor andersoni is the source of this 1626-nucleotide messenger RNA. The record is from RefSeq and is a predicted model, not a curated record. NCBI's taxonomy places the organism in Eukaryota, Metazoa, Arthropoda, Arachnida, Ixodida, Ixodidae.
AUGGAUGCCAGGACCAGCAAGUCUCUACGCCUUCGCCUGCAAGACAGCCGCAGGAGCUGGUUCACGUUGGCAAUGUGCGUGAUCAUGCUCCACACUGCGACUAUAGGAAACCGUUCACAGGGCGCCCUGUACGUGGGCAUACGGGAACACUUCGGUGCCAGCCACAGCGAGGCCUCAUUGCCACCAUCGCUGCAGGCUUCACUCAGUCUAGUCGGAGGAAUUUUCACCGGCUUCCUGUGCGAGGUGGUUUCUCUACGGCACAUGUCUCUGGGCUGCUCUUUGGUCUCGUCCCUGGCCCUCAUGGUGUGCUACUUCAGCGUCACCGUGUCCUUCAUUUCAUUCUUCUUCGGGGCAGUACAUGGGCUGGCAGUCAGCGGCAUGUUCGUGGUCUCAUCCGUGGUGGUGGGCGAGUACUUCGUUCGAUGGCGAGCCACAGCGUACGCCAUGUCCUCUGCAGCCAAGAGCUCUCACUUUUUUACUCCAUUUGUGGCCAACCACAUUCGCAUGUACUACGGCACGCCCGAGAUAUUCCUGCUUCUGGGUGCCCUGUCACUCAACGGAUUCGUGGCUGCUCUCCUCGUGAGGACGCCGCCGUGGCGACUCACAAGAAAAGGCGUUGUGCCCACGAGCUCCAACGCUGGGGCGGCCAACGAACAUUCCCUGGGAAGCGUUCAAAAUGAGAGGGUGGACGUCACACCGACUGGAAUUGACAACUCAGUGAUAGCUGACGUUGCGAGUACUACCGAAUCCUUACUGCGGGAGCGGGAUAUUCCGGAACAUCAACAAGCGAGUGGGACUUGUCGCAUUCUCUAUGACGUUGAGAACUCUCAAGGACAGAGUCUACUGGUCGCAGACCGGGGUAACGUCUCCGUCUCGUGUGUAAUGGCGCAGCACAUUGUCGAUGGGUGCCCGGCGAUCAGCACCUCAAAAUCCCCAGCGCCAUGGUGUAAUGUCACCGCGUUCUUGAGAAAUUUUAUCAGGUCUCUCGUUAAAAUAAACUGGAAGGUGAUUGCGACACCGCUGUUCCUCUUCGACACUCUGUCCUUUUCAGUUCAGAACUACUCCCUGGCCAACUUUGUUCUUUUUUACUUGGACGUGACGAUGGACUGCGGCAAAGACGCAAGCUUCGCUGGGUACCUUCUCCUCGCAUUCAAUGUUAGCGUCGUGCUGGGAUGUCUGGUCAUUGGCAUGGUGGUAGAUCGACGUCUGUUGUCUUUGAACGCCACGGUGAUACUGGGUCUCUCUGGCAACGCGGCAGCCAGCGAAGGCCUCGUGUGGUCCCUGUCUGGCGGUCAGCUCUUAGCGUGCGCCGUCGUUCAGGGCCUGAGCUGUGGCGUGAUGGCUCCGAUGACGUGCCCCGUUCUCAUCAGGGACUUUGGCAGCGAAAGCCUUUCGCUCGUGAUUGGCGGAUGUCACACGGUGAUGGGAGUCGUACUACUCGCCAGACCGCCACUCGUAGGUAAGAGCGAAGCAAAUAGCAGCUACUUUAAGGACAUUCUUGGAUCGUAUGACGGCAUUCAGCACAUCUUCGCCUCGCUAAAUGCUUUUCUAGCAAUCAUGUGGACGAUUAGGCUUCUGUGGUCAAAGCGUACUAAGUGCACGCAACCAUCGCCUUCCAGCCUCUGA